Racocetra persica is the source of this 186-nucleotide messenger RNA. The record is from the annotation of a GenBank genome assembly. Lineage: Eukaryota; Fungi; Glomeromycota; Glomeromycetes; Diversisporales; Gigasporaceae.
GUUGAAGAAAGCGUAAAAGAGUAUUCCAAGCGUUAUGAAGCUCGAGUGGUGUUAAUUAAUGGUGAAAUUUCAGAAGAUGAAAAGAAGUUUUGGAACGUUCUUGGCAUCAGUGAUGUUGAUAAAAGAAGAGAAAAACAUGAAUGGAGAAAUAAGAACUUACCUGAUUUAGAAAUAGGCGAUCAAACU